Messenger RNA from Bufo bufo (common toad), 2283 nucleotides. It is a transcript of the gene SLC26A3, whose product is annotated as solute carrier family 26 member 3. NCBI's taxonomy places the organism in Eukaryota, Metazoa, Chordata, Amphibia, Anura, Bufonidae. Gene Ontology annotation, molecular function: secondary active sulfate transmembrane transporter activity; chloride transmembrane transporter activity; bicarbonate transmembrane transporter activity. Gene Ontology annotation, biological process: transmembrane transport. Bases 1 to 2283 code for a protein of 760 amino acids. The transcript is spliced from 20 exons. Gene Ontology annotation, cellular component: membrane. The record is from RefSeq and is a predicted model, not a curated record.
AUGAAAGACUCUUUGGAAAAGAAGUAUUUGGUGGCAAGACCAGUUUAUUCAGAGGACUCCUUCACUGCUGAUCAUGAGUUAGUGGAAAGACAUCACACCACCACAUUGGAUCUUCUAAAAAGGACCUGUAGUUGUUCCUCAAAGAAAGCAAAAGAAAUUGCGCUAUCUUUUAUCCCUAUUGUUUCAUGGCUUCCUAACUACCAAUUUAAGGAAUGGAUUCUCAGUGAUAUAAUUUCUGGAGUUACUACAGGGCUUGUUGCUGUGCUGCAAGGUCUGGCUUAUGCUCUCCUUGCCAAUGUGUCUCCUGGCUAUGGGUUAUAUACUUCCUUCUUCCCAGUUGUGGUCUAUUUUUUCUUAGGGACUUCCAAACAUAUUUCAGCUGGUCCUUUCCCUGUUGUAAGCCUAAUGGUGGGCUCAGUGGUAGCUAAUCUUGUUCCUGAUACUGCAAGUAGUGGAAAUUCUACUGUUACUAAUUCUACUAAUGAAGAUUUGAUAAAUGAUCAACGUAUAAUUGUGGCAGCAUCCCUGACUUUUUUAGUUGGAAUUAUUCAGUUGGCUUUGGGACUUCUUCGAGUUGGAUUUAUUGUUAUCUAUUUAUCAGAGCCCUUGAUAAAUGGCUUCACAACUGCUGCUGCAAUUGAAGUUGUUAUAUCACAACUGAAAUACAUUUUUGGUCUUAAAGUCAGUUCCUAUAGUGGGCCACUUGCAAAUUUUUAUGUACUGGAGAGUAUAUUUACUCAGAUAACGAAAACCAUUGUUGCUGAUCUUAUUAUAGCAAUUAUUGUAAUGAUCUGUGUGUAUAUUGUGAAAGAACUUAACAACCGCUAUAAGUCAAAGCUGCCAGUGCCGAUUCCUAUAGAAAUCAUAAUGACAAUAAUUGCUGCAGGAGUGUCCUACGCAUUUAAUUUCAAAGACAAAUAUAACGUAAAUAUUGUAGGAACUAUACAAAGAGGAUACCAGGCUCCUGUUGCACCAAGCAUAUCUGUUUUUCAAGCUUGCAUUGCUAAUUCUUUCUCCAUUGCAAUUGUUGGAUUUGCUGUUGCCUUUUCGGUUGCUAAGGUCUAUGCCAUCAAGCAUAAUUACACUAUCAACGGGAACCAGGAGUUAAUAGCAUUUGGAGUGAGUAAUAUCCUGUGUGGGUCAUUUAAAGGAUUUGCUGCAAGCACAUCUCUAUCAAGGUCAUCUGUACAAGAAAGCACCGGUGGCAAAACCCAGGUUGCUGGAAUAAUAUCUGGUUUGCUUGUUUUGAUUGUAAUAUUGGCUGUUGGAUACCUCCUAGAACCACUACCAAAGUCCGUUCUGGCGGCGAUAAUAUGCGUGAAUUUAAAAGGAAUGCUAAUGAAGUUCAAUGAAAUUCCAGUGUUAUUCAAGAGAGAUAAGUAUGAUUGUCUUGUGUGGGUCUUGACGUUCAUCGCUUCUGUUGUUCUUGGCCUGGAUCUUGGGCUUGCUGUUGGUGUAGGAAUUGAACUUCUGACAGUCGUGUUUCGUGUUCAGUUCCCCAAGUUUGUAGUGAUAGCUAAUAUUGAACAAACUGACAUCUACAGAAAUAGGAAGGACUACAAUGAUAUCUGUGAGCCAAAAGGACUGAAGAUUUUCAGAUGUCCAUCUCCAAUAUUUUUUGCCAAUAGUGCAUUCUUCAAAGAUAAACUCAUCGCAGCUGUGGGUUUUAAUCCACUGUGGGUGCUGAGGAAGAGGAAUAAGGCCCUGAGAAAAAUAAAAAAAUUAGUGAAGAAGGGGGAGUUACAUGUGACAGCAAGAGGUGUUGUAUGUACAUCAUAUGAUUAUAGAGAGUCAGAUGAUGAAGAUGAACUGGACAACAAUAGGAUCGAAGAGCUGGACCAGCCAAUAAACACUGCAGAUCUUCCCAUUGUCAUUGACUGGAAUGCAGAUCUUCCAAAUAAUAUCCAAGUUCCCAGAGUAGAGCUUCAUAGUUUAAUUCUUGACUUUGGGGCAGUCUCGUUCAUUGAUAUUACAGGCAUGAAAGCACUGAAAGGAAUUUUAAAAGAAUUUAUGAAGGUUGAUGUAGACACAUACAUUGUUGCUGCAGACAGUUCUGUGGUGGAGAAGUUAAAGAAAAGUUCAUUUUUUGAUGAUGAUAUUCAAACAUCAAUGUUUUUUCUCACUGUCCAUGAUGCUGUUCUACACGUGCUGGAGAAAAAAGGCAUGGAGCAUGCUUUAAAAAGUGGGAUACACAAGGAAACAGACAAUCUUUUCUUUAUUAAUGGAGGUGUUGGACAAAACAUUUACAGUGGAUUGAGUGUGGGAAAUGAAACAAAAUUCUAG